AUGUCCGAUAAACCAUCAGAGGAAUCUCUGAGCAAGGUCCUUUUUAAAGACGUGCAAUUCGAGGAGGGCUCCGACAGUGAUGUCGACUUGGCCUUGGGAGCUCCAGGUACUCGAAAGCGUACUGAACAGGCCAGAGAGUUCGAUCAGAUUAUGACUGGAAUUCAAGAGCGAAUGGCGCGGGUCAUGAGUCGCGUGAGUUUGAGCUGUACUAUGAUUAAUCAGCUACACCGGGACCUGAAGGCCAAGCUCCCCGGCAAGUUGGGGGAUGAGGACGAGGCCAAGGAAGCGGGUGGUGACGGUGAAUUCCAGAACACCGAUUUCGAUAAUGCUGCCCUGGAGAAGAUAACUGAAGGUCCUUUACCCCUUCAAAUUACCGAGGAGAUCCUUACAGAAGAGGGGGAAGACAUGCAACUUGAAUGCCAAUUCAAAAAUGCCCAAGAAAACCGGUCUACUUCUGAAACAAUUUACGGAUUGACUAAAUAAAAAUACCUAUCAUAAUA
Molecule: messenger RNA, 500 nt
Organism: Drosophila persimilis
Lineage: Eukaryota; Metazoa; Arthropoda; Insecta; Diptera; Drosophilidae
Exons: 1
Coding region: 1-483 (160 amino acids)
Source: RefSeq, a predicted model, not a curated record